GUUCAAUCUUUGUUUACCUCUAGUGUCCGUGUGUGCGUGUGUCGCUCCUGUCACUGCCUUUGCCUUGAGUGUGUGUGUGUGUAUGUGCGUGUGUGUGUAUGUGUGUGCCUGUGUUGGUACCCUGGUAAUACAGACUCCAUUUCACUCCUAUAAGGCAGAGAGACUGAAAGACUCCAUUCGAUAAUAGAAGGUUGGUCUCCAGCACAGGUCGACUCCUGAUUUCUGGCGAGGAAGUUAUGAAUCUAUGUGUACCCUGUAUGCAGGUGUACUGCCAACAUGAAGGGCCGCAACCUGUAACAUUCCGGGUGGUGGGUAAACACCAGCCAAGGAUAAUCCGGGUGGUGGGUAAACACCAGCCAAGGAUAAUCCAGGGACAAGGUUGGGGCAUCACCCACACAAUGUCUGAAGAGGAGGACUGCCAGUCACUGAGUGUGGGGGAGGAGCUUGCCACACGCCACCGCAAGGAAAAAAAGGAGCUGCAGGCCAAGAUCCAGCAGAUGAAGAAGACAGUGAACAAGGACAAGAAGAAGAAGAAGGAGGUGCUGGAGGAGAUUGCCCAGAUGGAGAAGGACCUCAAGCAGCGCCACUCAGAGGAGAUGGCUGACCUCAAGGCCUCCGAGGAUAAGCAGGUGAAUGGUGUGGGCAGUGAGGUGGCAGCCCUGUCCCUGGAGGAGGAGGAGGAGGGUGCCGGCCAAGACAACGAAGCCGAUUCACCACCACAGGAGGAGAAACCCACGGAGAAGAAGGUGAGCAAGGCAGAGAAGCGGAGGAAGAAGAAGGCAGAGGCGAAUCGUGAGCGCGAGGCGAGGAUAAAGGAGGAGAUGGCCAACAACAAAAACUGCGCCAGGAACGUGGAGGCCGAGAAGCUAAAGGAACUCCUCAGGGAACGACACCUCAAGAUGCACGAGAUUGAGCCUGAUGGAAACUGUAUGUAUGCAGCCAUUGCACACCAGGCCGGGAACAACACCACAGUCCCCGGAUUGAGGGCACAAGCUGAGCAGUUCAUUCGUAGCAACUAUAACGACUUUGCUCCCUUCAUCACUGAUCCCAAGACUGGCGAGAUGCUCAACCCAGAACAGUUCUCCGAGUACUGCGACCUCAUUGUCAAGACGCCAGCCUGGGGGGGACAGCCUGAGCUGCGUGCCUUGUCCCAGGUGCUGCAGAGAAGGAUAGAAGUACUGCAGGCUGAAGGCACCCCUAUUGUGUUUGGCGAGGACUGGACCCAGCACAAGACAAUCCACCUGGCCUACUACCGCCACUACUACGGCCUUGGGGAACACUACAACUCUGUCAUCGCCCUCAACCCUGUGGAAGCUUGACGUACUCAGACCACUUAGGAGAGAAAGAGUGUUAGAUGCUAUUUUAUCAUGACGUGGGUGAGAGAGAUAGAGAGAGAGGGUCAUAUUGUAUCUUAUCUUGUAAUCUGGUGGUUAAAGACAUAUAAUAUUUUGUGUUCACAUUAGAGAGAGAGGGUCAUAUCGCAUCUUAUCUUGUAUCCUGGUGGUUAAAGACGUAUAAUAUUUUGUGUUCAGAUUUUUCUUCUCAUUAUUAUUGUAGGAUAUAGUUGAGGAUAAGGUUUGUAUUUUUAAAUGUUUUGGCACAAUUUUUUAAACAUGGUGUUAGUAGUUACUAAUAUCAAUUUAGUUGAUUCUUAGUACAUCUCGUUUUUUUAAACCAUGGUGUUAGUGUGAACUCAAUGGAGGCGCCACAGAUUCCUAUAAUAAUUGUUUGUGUGUCCUGCCCCUCCUCAACAAGAAACACCAAUGAUAUUCAUGAUUCAUAUGCCAUUGAAAGAUAUUUAAAAAUAUAUAAUAUCAGUAUACUUCUGUGCUAAAGGAAAAUAGUAUCCAUCAUUGUAAGAUAAAGAGUAAGAUGUUUAUAAAUGCACACAAUUAUUACAGUUUUCAAGGUUGUUUUCAUUAUUCCAGUUUUCAAGAUUGUUCUCAUUAUUCCAGUUUCCAAAUGUUGUUUUCAUUAUUGUAGCAAUAGUUUAACAAGGAUUCUGCAUCAGUAAUGGGGAAACAAAUAUCACUGUUCAACUGUUGACAUGAGAUCUCAAAGCAUUUAAGAAUACAGGCUUAGAAUAUGAAGGAAUAUGUGUGUGUGUGUGUGUGUAUGUGUGUGUGUGUGUGUGUGUGUGUGUGUGUGUGUGUGUGUGUGUGUGUGUGUGUGUGUAUUAUGAUAUACUACAGGAGAUAAUACAUUACAGGCAGCCUCUCUUACAUACCUGUACGGCAGGAAGGAAUUGUGAUACUGAAGGCAAUGUUAGAGAAUUAAAUCAGAAUUAUACCUGAACAGUUCAAGAUUUUGUUGGUAUUUUAAGUACAAUUGAUCCUCUUUAAACUCAAAAUCAUGGUUCACCUUUCCUUUUAUAAAUACUCAAGCCUCUGAAAGAAUAGGUGUAGGUAGUUAAUGUCUUUAAAUCCCCAGAGUUACAUCAGUGGAAAUCAAGAGAGUGAAAAAUCAUAUGAUGUAAAUUUUCUUCUACAAAGUGUCCAGUUUAGAGGAAAAUGACUGGGUUGCCUCAGUGCCAUACAUCCUCACCUCUGACACAUGCUAUCACCACUGCCAUCUGGUGACUGGCUGUGGAUAAAUUUGGAUUGUUGUUGUGUGUAUCAUCAUCUUUCUUCCACAAGCAGGUAGUGAACUGUGUAUGUAGCAGCUGAGUGUUGUGAAAGAUAAAAGAUUGGGUCUGUAUUCUCAAAUGUUUCUUGAUUCAUUUUAACAUGCUGUAGUGGAAGUUAAUUGGAUUUUCAAGGGUGUUUUGUAUUCUGGUGAUAGUUUGAGGAGGACUCUACACCACCAAUGGGAAGAAACACUUGAAUGCCCAACUAAUCACUUGCACAGCCUUUGGAAAUAGUCCUGUUUCAUUUUAAUAUGCAGAGGAGGUUAAUUGUAUUUUCAAGGGUGUUCCAUGUUCUUCUGAUAGUCUCUGAUAAGAAAACACAAAUGAAUAUCCAGCUAAUCAUCUCUGUGGCCUUUGAAAAUAUUCCUUGUGAGAGAAGAAAGCAGCCAAGAUUACAGACCAUAAUCUGAUAAAAUACAGCUUGCUAUUAAUGAGUGUGUUCAUGAUUCUUGCCCCAUAAAUCAAGCUUUGGAAUUUAUCUAUACAUGUGCAGUGUGCAGAUCGGCAGCCACAGUGCAUGUCAAUUCCUACAAUCACUAAUCAUGUAUGUAUUCUGAUGCCUCUCCUCUGUAGCUUCUCAAAAGUACUGCAACAGCAUAAAUAUUCCCUUGCUUAUGACCUCAGAUUUAAUCCCUGCAAUACUAAUAUCUUUCCACUGCCAUCUCUAUCUGUAUUUGCUCUAUUUCUGACUGUCCAUUCUCUUUUUCUGUCUCUCUCAGCUCUUCCCCAAUCACCCACAUCAUUAGUGUUCUUCCUGCAUGUCUUCCCUGCUGUAAAAUAAUCUUUCCACUGCACUUUAUAUUCUCUUUCUCUGUCUGCCUAUCUGUCUCUUCCUUCUUAAUCACUCAUAUCAUCAAUCUUGUUCCUUUAAGUCUUCCCCACCACCUCAUUCAGCCUCCCUCUCUUCAGGUGACAAGAUUUCACCUCUAUGUUCACUUUUCUUUGCCAAGCUACAAUGCUGAAGCUGUGCUAAAAGAAAAACUUUAGUGUACAUGGUAAUCUAGAAAAUAAACACUAGUCUGGUUAA
Molecule: messenger RNA, 3653 nt
Organism: Scylla paramamosain (green mud crab)
Lineage: Eukaryota; Metazoa; Arthropoda; Malacostraca; Decapoda; Portunidae
Product: deubiquitinase OTUD6B-like
Exons: 9
Coding region: 237-1319 (360 amino acids)
Biological process (GO): protein deubiquitination
Molecular function (GO): cysteine-type deubiquitinase activity
Source: RefSeq, a predicted model, not a curated record